GUUUGUGGAACACGGAGAAUACAAAGAAAAUCUGUAUGGUACAAGUCUUGAGGCAAUCCGGUCCGUGAUGGCAAAAAAGAAGGUUUGUUUGGUGGAUGUGGUACCCGAAGCAGUAAAGCACUUGAGGACUCCUGAGUUUAAGCCUUACGUUAUUUUUGUGAAGCCUCUCAUUCCAGAAAAGAAAAAACAUGUCCUAAAAUCUCCCAUGUCAGAAGAAAUCUCAGCCGCCCUUGAUGAAGAACAGCAGGAAAUUAUUAAUUCAGCGGCAUUCAUUGAAGAGCAGUAUGGCCAUUUAAUUGACACUGUACUGGUGAAAGAAGAUCUCCAGAGUGCAUGUAAUCAGCUGAAAACUGUGUUAGAGAAACUAAACAAGGAUUCAUUUUGGGUGCCAGUCAACUGGGUUAGGUCAUAG
This is a messenger RNA of Cariama cristata (Red-legged seriema), 412 nucleotides long. RefSeq names its product MAGUK p55 subfamily member 3-like. NCBI's taxonomy places the organism in Eukaryota, Metazoa, Chordata, Aves, Cariamiformes, Cariamidae. The transcript is spliced from 3 exons. Gene Ontology annotation, cellular component: plasma membrane; cell-cell junction. The record is from RefSeq and is a predicted model, not a curated record. The annotation marks the transcript as partial.